This is a messenger RNA of Nymphaea colorata (pocket water lily), 1936 nucleotides long. RefSeq lists its product as uncharacterized. The record is from RefSeq and is a predicted model, not a curated record. The transcript is spliced from 9 exons. The coding region runs from base 513 to 1346 and encodes 277 amino acids. NCBI's taxonomy places the organism in Eukaryota, Viridiplantae, Streptophyta, Magnoliopsida, Nymphaeales, Nymphaeaceae.
CCUCACUCGUAACGUAUUCCAGCUCUCUGUCUCUGCUCUCUCUCUCUCCGCUUCUGUGUGCACAUAAAGGACUCUCUCUCUCUCUCUCGUAGGAAACCAGAAAAAACGGACAACCAAAAUCAGCGAAGACAAUUCCGGAGAUUCCAUUUCCAUCCCCUCUCUCUCUCUCUUUCUCGCUUCUUUCGUCGUCUUCGGAAUUGGCAUUCCUCGUUUCGGGGGAGAACAUCUUUCCGGUUCGCCGGAGCUCCUUGCCGCCCUUUUUUCUCUUUUACUUCUUUCAUUUUUUUUUUUUGGUUUCCCAUGGCGGGAAAAGGAGGGGGCCUGUUCUUGGGUUCUCUGGUGCAUUAGGGUUUGAAGGAGGCGUCCUUCGUUUCGUCUUUCCCGUUGAGCAAAGUCGAGUUUCUCUUCGAGUUCCUUUUUGUUCUUGGCUUGGUUGGUGGAGGCGCAAGAGAGAUCGACGGAGUGGGAAGGCUUUCGUUCCUGGCUUCGGGUGUGGAGUGGUGGGGAAGAAGAUGGACGAGCGAGGAGGGUCGUUCGUCGCCGUGAGGCGGCUCUCCCACGGAAUCGAGCGCGGGAACGGGUGCCAUACCACCUCCGCCGAAGCUGUUACUGGAUCAUCAGCUUGGAUCGGGAGAGGUCUUUCAUGUGUUUGUGUACAAGGAAGAGAAAGUGAUGCUCGUGCUUCUUUCGAUUUAACCCCUUUUCAGGAGGACUGCUUACUCAGGCUGAAGAAUCGGAUAGAAGUUACUUAUGAUAGUUCAAAGCCUGAACAUCAGGAAGCUUUGAGGGCUUUGUGGUCUGCAGCCUUCCCUGAUGAAGAACUUCGUGAUUUGAUAUCAGAACAAUGGAAGCAAAUGGGUUGGCAAGGAAAAGACCCAUCUACUGAUUUUAGGGGUGGUGGAUUUAUAUCUUUGGAAAAUCUGUUAUUCUUUGCAAAGACUUAUCCGAAAUGUUUCCAAGACCUUCUUCGGAAGCAGGAAGGUGACCGAGCCAUGUGGGAAUACCCAUUUGCAGUAGCUGGUGUGAACAUUACGUUCAUGCUGAUUCAGAUGCUUGACCUCCUAUCAGUGAAACCACAAACUCUAUUAGGAGCAAUCUUUGUAAAGUUGCUUGCAGGGGUUGGUGACAUUGAAGACUGUUACUUUACAGAGAACGAGUGGGCAUUUGACUUGUUGUACUGUAUAGCGUUCAAGAUGAUGGAUCAGCAGUGGCUUGCAAUGAGGGCAACAUACAUGGACUUCAACUCUGUUAUGAAGGCCACACGUGCUCAGCUGGAAAGAGAGCUGCUCCUUGAGGAUGUAGCGCGCCUGGAGGACAUGCCUUCUUACAAAUUGCUUCUUCAAUGACGAACAGAAGUUUGUAACUGCGUUGGCUGAACAGCUUUUACUUGUUUGUUUUCCCUCUUGCCGUAUGGCAGAUUUUGCUAUUUGAAAUCCUGCUUCUUUAGGGUUUGAGUUUUUGUCAAUUGAGAGGAGUGGGGGAGGAAGAAAACAUGUGCAUGGCUCCUGUAUGUGAAAAUUUUACAGGCUAUUUGUCUUUGUAUUUUCCUGUGGAAGUCAACCCUCAUCAAAGAGUUGAGCACUUGGAGAGCAGAUGUUGGUGGAGCUUCUUCUGCAAUACAAUUUCUGCCCAUGCAGAUCAGAGACCAUUGCACCUUGGUCUAGCAAACAAGUGGAAGGAGCCACUCGUGACACCUGUUCGUUUGUCCUGACUCCUUUGAAUUUAAACAGCUUGUCUUGGCUCUGCUGGCCGCAAAACCGAGCUGGUAAAAGUCAGGUUGGCUACUUGUUUCCAGACGAGGUUGCUGGGUUUUUUGUUUCUUCUCAAAACCAAUUUAUCUCAACCUCUCUGUAAAAUGUAGGAAAGCAGCAACUAUGGAACACGUGUUCUUCCAAAUAGCGCCUUCUGCUGCAAUUAUAAUUAUAUUAAUUUUGAA